ACCAAACACUGUUGGGAUUGAAAAGCCUGUCUUGGGGCGGGGGGAAAAACCUUAGUUUCUGUGCGUGUGUGAGUCUGUGUGGAGCUCAAAAACCAGCUCAUGGUGGGAAAAUGGCACUAAAUGAAACAAAUGCAUUUUUGGAAAUAUUAAAAUCAUUUAAUCUUGGUGAUUUGAUUCUAGCCUUCUGUUUAUCUAUUCUUGUUGGCCUGCUGCUGGGAGCUCUGAUCUACGUUCUGUUAACCUGGGCAUCAAGACGUCGGGCUACAGCCAGGAUCACAAGGCGCUCCAAAAAGAAAUCUGGCAGUUCGCGACGUGACCCCAUGGGCAGCCAGUUUGGCCUUUACCGAAGCACUUUCCUGAGUGUUUACAGGCAGCCCUCUCUAGAGCCGGUGGGCCCCUUGGGGAGCAAACCUGGCGCAGAGACGUCCACCUUUCGGCCGCUGCCCAAAAAGAGCAGGCCUAGCCUGGACAUGGGAGACGAUACACGGGUGACCAUGACAGAGGACACAGUGGCCAUGGACUCUUCUGAUUCAGCCUCCCUCGUACCAAGCAAGAGGAAUUCCUUCUGGCUGGGUGGCAACGGGCUGAAAGGAUUCCUUCCCUCACACACUCCACCUCCUGCAUAUGACAGUGUCAUCCAUGCCUUCGAGGAGACUUGCACUUAAAGCUGUUGGUAUGACAACAAGAACUGAAUCUACUGACUUUGUUAAGUAUCUGCAGACUUUUAAAACAGACUACAGUUGCAAUGUUUUUGUAAUAACUAGACAUUUACUUUAUUUUUAUUUUUUUUAUGAAAAGGAGAUACAGUGGCUCUUGAAAGUCACCUUGGUUAAAAUGUCAGCUUUUAAUUAUGAACAAAAAUGAGACCAUGAUAAAUCAUUUUAAAACAAUUUUUAAUUGUGAAAUGUGACAUCUAUUGUGUACAAUUCAACAACAAAAAUAAAUUAAUUAAAAAACUCCGGUAGAAGAAAAAAUCCCCAAAAGGUGCAAAAGCUGGGUUGCAUAAGUGUUCACCACCUACUUUGUUGAACCUAAUUUUGAUUAAAUUUCAGCUUUUAGCCCCGCUGGGAAAUUUUAGGAUAAUGUAGAUUGUUGAGCACGUGCUCCUACUUUUCAUACAGUGAAAUGUUCAUUUUCCUUUGGUAUUAAAUUCAAUAU
Molecule: messenger RNA, 1158 nt
Organism: Poecilia latipinna (sailfin molly)
Lineage: Eukaryota; Metazoa; Chordata; Actinopteri; Cyprinodontiformes; Poeciliidae
Gene: myct1b
Product: myc target 1b
Exons: 2
Coding region: 111-665 (184 amino acids)
Cellular component (GO): nucleoplasm
Source: RefSeq, a predicted model, not a curated record